This is a messenger RNA of Telopea speciosissima, 438 nucleotides long. RefSeq lists its product as uncharacterized. The coding region runs from base 1 to 438 and encodes 145 amino acids. The record is from RefSeq and is a predicted model, not a curated record. Lineage: Eukaryota; Viridiplantae; Streptophyta; Magnoliopsida; Proteales; Proteaceae. The transcript has a single exon.
AUGGUUCCAUCUACUGUCAAGCUCUCCAAAUCCAUUGGUCAACCACUUUUCGAUGUGACUUUGUAUAGAAGUACCCUUCAGUACCUUACCCUCACCAGACUUGAUUUGGCUUUCUCGAUCAACAAGGUUUGCUAUUUUAUGUAUAGCCCAAUGACUGAUCACUGGUUGGGUGUCAAGCGCAUCCUUUGCUACAUUAAGGGUACUCUAUAUCAUGGUAUUCAACUUACACCUGCUCAUUCCCCUCUUCUUAAUGCAUUCACUACUGUUGAUUGGGCUUAUUUCCCAGAUGAUAGGAAGUCUACUAGUGGGUUCUGUAUUUUUCUUGGGCCUAACAUUAUCUCCUGGAGUUCAAAGAAGCAGCCUACGAUGGCUCGCUAUAGCACCGAAUCUGAGUACAAAGGUGUUGCAAACACCGCUUCUGAACUCCUCUGGCUAUAG